Molecule: messenger RNA, 1487 nt
Organism: Impatiens glandulifera
Lineage: Eukaryota; Viridiplantae; Streptophyta; Magnoliopsida; Ericales; Balsaminaceae
Product: alpha/beta hydrolase domain-containing protein 17B-like
Exons: 6
Coding region: 37-1326 (429 amino acids)
Source: RefSeq, a predicted model, not a curated record
UAGUUUGAGACAAAUUAAGAGGAGGAGGAGGAGGGGAUGGGGGCGGUGACUUCUACAAUGGCAGCAAAGUUGGCGUUUUUUCCUCCGAAUCCGCCGUCGUACAGUGUGGAAGCGGACCCAUCUACAGGGAGGCUGAGGCUCAACGGCGUGACCGAAAAAGAAAAUGUGGAAAUUCUGAAGCUGCCCACCAGCAGGGGAACACAGAUCGUGGCCGCGUUUAUGAGGAACCCAGAGGCGUCUCUCACCGUGCUUUACUCUCACGGAAACGCUGCUGAUCUCGGUCAGAUGUAUGACUUAUUCAGUGAACUCCGACUUCAUCUUCGAGUCAACUUAAUGGGAUACGACUAUUCAGGGUAUGGUCAAUCGACAGGGAAGCCAAGUGAGCAUAGCACGUACGCAGACAUCGAAGCUGCGUACAAAUGUCUUGAAAAAACAUACGGUGUGAAGGAGGAGAACAUGAUACUAUAUGGGCAGUCGGUUGGAAGUGGACCUACUUCAGAUUUGGCAUGUCGCUUGCCACGUUUGAGGGCUGUUGUUCUUCACAGCCCCAUCUUAUCUGGUCUCCGAGUAAUGUAUCCAGUCAAGCGCACUUAUUGGUUCGAUAUUUACAAGAAUAUCGAUAAAAUACCCUUGGUGAAAUGUCCUGUUUUGGUCAUUCAUGGAACUGAAGAUGAUGUUGUAAAUGUAUCCCAUGGGAAGAAGCUUUGGGAGCUUUCCAAAGAAAAGUAUGAACCUUUAUGGAUUAGAGGAGGGAACCAUUGUGAUUUGGAAAUGUAUCCAGAGUACAUAAGACAUCUCAAGAAGUUCAUUUCAACUGUUGAGAAUUCAGCAGCAACAGCAACAGCAACAGCAGCAGCAGAAGCAGCAACAUCAACAGCAGCAGCAGCAGCAGCAGCAACAGCUCUUCCAAUUCCAUCAAUGAUUAGAAGAAGCAGUACUACUACAGACCAAAGAGACAAGUCUAGACGAGUGAGUACAAUUGACAGAAGAAGAGAUCAGAAGCCUCCUCGGUUAAGCCUUGAUGUUGAUCAUCACCAUCGUCGUCAUCAUCAUCAGGUGGUGGUGGACAAGUCAAGAUCCUGUACAGAAGGGAGGGAUCAUGAGAAUUUGAGAAGAAGAGGAGGAGGAGGAGGAGGAGGAGGAGGAAGAAGAAGAAAUUUAGAUAAUAAUCCCGCCGUGAUGGUUGAGGAGGACAAAUCCAACCCCAACUCUGAUCUGCCUGACAAACCAAGAAAGAGCAUUGAUCGCUUUGGGGAGAUGUUCAGAUCGUCAGGAUUUUGCAAUAUUGAUUGUUUCAAGCCUCCUACUGGAGCUACUAUUGUCUAAAUAAAAUAAAAUAAAAAAUAAAUAUAUUAUUAAGAUUGGGGAUGAACAAGAAAGAAAGAAAGGUACAAACAAUAUAGUACUCAUUAUCACCAUCACCAUAUUAUUUAUUUAUUAAUUGGAUUUGUGGGAAAUAGAUUUUGUGAAUGAAUUCUUUUCUUUUC